Molecule: messenger RNA, 1849 nt
Organism: Diceros bicornis minor
Lineage: Eukaryota; Metazoa; Chordata; Mammalia; Perissodactyla; Rhinocerotidae
Gene: SVOP
Product: SV2 related protein
Exons: 15
Coding region: 1-1638 (545 amino acids)
Biological process (GO): transmembrane transport
Cellular component (GO): membrane
Molecular function (GO): transmembrane transporter activity
Source: RefSeq, a predicted model, not a curated record
AUGACCAGAUUUGCUCUGUCCUCUAGGGUGGUGAAAUUCCGUCGCACGGGCGAGAGUGCAAGGUCAGAGGAUGACACGGCUUCGGGAGAGCAUGAGGUCCAGAUUGAAGGCGUCCGCGCGGGCCUAGAGGCUGUUGAGCUGGACGAUGGGGCAGCUGUGCCCAAGGAGUUUGCCAAUCCCACUGACGAUACUUUCAUGGUGGAAGAUGCGGUGGAAGCCAUUGGGUUUGGAAAAUUUCAAUGGAAGCUGUCUGUUCUCACCGGCUUGGCUUGGAUGGCCGAUGCCAUGGAAAUGAUGAUCCUGAGCAUCCUCGCGCCACAGCUGCACUGCGAGUGGCGCCUUCCCAGCUGGCAGGUUGCGUUGCUGACCUCGGUGGUCUUUGUCGGCAUGAUGUCCAGCUCCACCCUCUGGGGAAACAUCUCAGACCAGUACGGCAGGAAAACAGGGCUGAAGAUCAGCGUGCUCUGGACUCUCUACUACGGCGUCCUCAGUGCUUUUGCGCCCGUGUACAGCUGGAUCCUGGUGCUCCGGGGCCUGGUGGGCUUUGGGAUCGGAGGGGUCCCCCAGUCAGUGACGCUGUACGCUGAGUUCCUUCCCAUGAAAGCCAGAGCUAAGUGCAUUUUGCUGAUUGAGGUCUUCUGGGCCAUCGGGACAGUGUUCGAGGUCAUCCUGGCUGUGUUUGUGAUGCCCAGCCUGGGCUGGCGUUGGCUGCUCAUCCUCUCGGCUGUCCCGCUCCUCCUCUUUGCCGUCCUGUGUUUUUGGCUGCCGGAGAGUGCGAGGUACGAUGUGCUGUCUGGCAACCAGGAAAAGGCCAUCGCCACCCUAAAGAGGAUAGCGACAGAAAACGGAGCGCCCAUGCCGCUGGGGAAACUCAUCGUCUCCAGACAGGAAGACCGAGGCAAAAUGAGGGACCUUUUCACGCCCCAUUUUAGAUGGACAACCUUGUUGCUGUGGUUUAUAUGGUUUUCCAAUGCGUUUUCUUACUAUGGAUUAGUUCUGCUCACCACUGAGCUCUUCCAGGCGGGAGACGUCUGCAGCCUCUCCAGCCGGAAGAAGGUGGUAGAGGCAAAAUGCAGCCUGGCCUGUGAGUACCUGAGUGAGGAGGAUUACAUGGACCUGCUGUGGACCACCCUCUCGGAGUUCCCAGGCGUCCUUGUGACUCUGUGGAUCAUCGACCGCCUGGGCCGCAAGAAGACCAUGGCGCUGUGCUUCGUCACCUUCUCCCUCUGCAGCCUCCUGCUGUUUAUCUGUGUUGGAAGAAACAUGCUCACUCUCCUACUCUUCAUUGCAAGAGCGUUCAUUUCUGGAGGCUUCCAGGCAGCCUAUGUGUACACGCCUGAGGUCUACCCCACGGCGACGCGCGCACUGGGCCUAGGAACCUGCAGUGGCAUGGCGAGAGUGGGGGCUCUCAUCACUCCGUUCAUCGCUCAGGUGAUGCUGGAAUCUUCUGUGUACCUGACGCUGGCUGUUUACAGUGGCUGCUGCCUCCUGGCUGCUCUGGCCUCCUGCUUUUUGCCCAUCGAGACCAAAGGCCGUGGACUGCAGGAGUCCAGCCACCGGGAGUGGGGCCAGGAGAUGGUCGGCCGAGGGACGCACGGCGCAGGCGUCACCAGGUCGAACUCUGGCUCUCAGGAGUAGCGCCCGAUGCGGGGCUGAGCUGGUCUUUGAGGCUGUAGAGCGCGGGGAGCUACUGGAGCCCAGCCGGGGCACCGACCGUCACUGCCGACAUCAAGAACUCACCGAGGAGGACAACCUGGACCAACAGGGUUUUGUGUCUGGACUCCGUUUGCUCAUAUUCAUCGAGAUCCACGCAGGGAUGGGGAGAUGCUUGCUCCAGGGGUUCUCUGUA